Messenger RNA from Cadophora gregata, 750 nucleotides. RefSeq lists its product as uncharacterized. Gene Ontology annotation, molecular function: oxidoreductase activity. The coding region runs from base 1 to 750 and encodes 249 amino acids. The record is from RefSeq and is a predicted model, not a curated record. The transcript is spliced from 3 exons. Lineage: Eukaryota; Fungi; Ascomycota; Leotiomycetes; Helotiales; Ploettnerulaceae. Gene Ontology annotation, cellular component: cytosol.
AUGGGCAUCUCAUUCGCUCAGUCAGGCGCCUCUCGGAUAGCCAUUGGAGCACGAUCGUCUCUGAUCACCCAAAAAGAAACCAUCCUGGCAGCAGCUAAGAAUGCAGGUCGUGAAGAACCCAAGGUGUUGAUCAUCAAGCUCAAUGUGAGCGACAAGAAAAGUACUGAGGAAGCUGCGCAGCUUGUUGAAAAGGAAUUUGGAAAGCUGGACAUUGUUGUCAACAAUGCUGGAACUAUUGGUACCCCAGCUAUGGUCGGGGAAAGCGAUCCAGAUGACUGGUGGGAGACAAUGGCGACUAAUUUGAAGGGUCCGUAUCUCGUCAGCAGAGCUUUUCUUCCUUUAUUACUGAAAGGAGGUGACAAGACUAUCGUAACGACCAGCAGUGUCGGUGCUCAUCUUGUUGGUCCAGGAUUGAGCUCGUAUCAGACGAGCAAGUUGGCUGUGAUGAGAUUGAUGCAAUUCAUCUCUGAGGAAUAUAGAGAGAAGGGCGUUGUGGCAUUCUGCAUCCAUCCAGGAAAUAUCAAGACUGACAUAUUGAGCGCGUUCCCUGGUGGAUUACCACCUGUCUUUGACGCAGUUCUCGUCGAUACUGUGCAAUUACCGGCAGAUACGGUUACCUUCCUGACGAGAGAGUAUAGAGAGUGGCUUGGAGGACGUUAUAUCAACUGUUUCUGGGACAUGCCAGAAUUGGUAGCAAUGAAGGACGAGAUUCCGAAAGGAGAUAAACUCAAAGUCAAAUUGGUAUAUUAA